Messenger RNA from Leptinotarsa decemlineata (Colorado potato beetle), 1097 nucleotides. RefSeq names its product Uracil-DNA degrading factor (gene Ude). The record is from RefSeq and is a predicted model, not a curated record. Lineage: Eukaryota; Metazoa; Arthropoda; Insecta; Coleoptera; Chrysomelidae.
GAAAUUUCGAAUUGUAUUUGAAUUUGUAGAACAGCGCUCAGUCAAGUUAUAACUUCAUCGUGUUUGUUUAUUCGUACCCAGCAAAAAUUCGGUAAUUUCUAGCGAUGUCUGAAACUAAGGCCGAUACCGUUCCCGGUUUGGGAUUCAAAGAUAAGGAGAAGGCCGAAGAAACUAUUAAAAAUUUGGAGGGCAGAGAUCCGGAUUACCAGCGGUUGGCGAUCAAGGGACUGAUAGGGAGAGCAAAAAGAACACUAACACUAACCAAAGACAAGGACAAACUCCAAAAUAUCAACGAUGCCAUGGAGGUGUUCGAAACGUGGCUAACAAAAUUCGAACUGAACAACUUGUCCAAGGAAAAUAGGGCCUACCUACCUCUGGCUUCAAUUGAGGCCCUCCUGCCCCUCAAAGAUACCUACAAAAUAGAAAAUAAAUUAGCCGAAAGAUUUCUCGAAGCUUAUAAGAAAAAAGCCAAGGGCGAGUACAAAAAUCUCAGGACAGUUGCCAGCGGAGAAAAUGAACCCACCUGGGACAUUGUCAGAAACGCAGAACUCAAGAAAUUGUUGAAAGCUAUAGGCGAGGAGGCUCCUGAAAUGUGGAAGGACGAUCUUCCUACGAAAGAGCACAUGGAAAUAAUCCUGUGGGCCUACAGUCCAGAUGCUAGUAAAAUUAAAAAGAACGUAUCAACUUAUGAGAAGAAAUUGGGUAGUGGCAAAGAGUCUGAGGAUGAAGAGAUGAAUACCGAUGAAGAAGACGAAGAGAAAGAUGAUGAGAAAGAUGAUGAUGAGAAAUGUGAAAAAGACAAAAAACAAAAGAAACCUGAAAAGGGAAGCAAGAGGAAGUCAUCUGGGGAUAGUUCAGAGGACGAGGCAGAUGAGUCUCCUAAAAAGAAGAAUAAGGGAAAUUCCUAGGUUAUGUUGUGAAUAUUGUUGAAUUUUCAGAGUUAUUCCAAUCAUUUCAAAGAGUGAACCUCAGCUUUACAAUAAGUAUUUUUUAUUUUUGUAUAGUUGUAAAUUUGAAGAUUCGUUAUUUAUGGUUAAGUCGUUGCCACAUUUUCCGUUGUUAUAAUUUUGAAUUAAAUAAUGAGUAAUUAACGAAUA